GCUCUGAUAGCCGGAAACGCAACACUGUCUGCCUGAAUGUUAUUCUGCCGCAAAAUUCCAACAAAGGCUCCCAUUUACAUUCUACGCAGAUUACGAUCACCUGCUCUGUGUCAAUUUAUCUCUACGGCCAUUGACACUUCCAUAAGCAAGCCAUUCUACAUCACUACACCAAUAUUCUAUCCGAACGCAGCUCCGCACAUAGGCCACCUGUACUCACUCGUCACUGCUGAUAUAUUCGCUCGCUUUACGUGCAUCUCUGAGCCGGACCGACUAGUGCACUUCUUGACAGGAACAGACGAACAUGGUUUGAAAAUCCAAAAAGCCGCCAAGGACCGCGGAAUAGAACCUUCUGUACUCUGCGAUGCUCUCAGCGAGCAGUUUCGUAGGCUUGGUACUCGUGCUAACAUCAGUAACACGGUAUUUUUGCGCACGACCGAAGCUAGACAUAGGGAGGCUGUGGAACACGUAUGGCGCGAUCUCGCCGCACAAGAUCUCAUCUAUAAGGGCACAUAUUCUGGAUGGUACUCUAUCUCUGAUGAAUGUUUCUAUACCGACAGUCAGAUCACUCAUCCGCCCUCCUCUCUAACUCCCAUCUCUAUUGAGACUGGCUCUGCAGUUGAGUGGUCCAGCGAGUCAAACUACAAGUUCCGUCUCUCCAGUUUCCGGGACCGUUUGCUAGACUACUACACUUCCAAUCCAAAAUCAAUAUACCCAUCAGCUCACCGAGAAAGGCUAAUACAGACUCUGAAAGACGAACCUCUUGAUGACCUGUCAAUUUCGCGACCACGGGAGAGAUUGAGUUGGGGCAUUCCCGUUCCGGGCGACAUGUCACAUACGAUGUAUGUGUGGUUCGAUGCACUGACAGUGUAUCUCACUGGAGUUGGAUUUCCUGCUGAGCGGCAAGGAUCAGUGUGGCCUCCGAACAUUCAGGUCAUUGGGAAGGAUAUUGUUCGUUUUCAUGCUUUGUACCUGCCCGCUAUGCUCCUUGCGAUGGGAAUGCCGCUCUCGCACACCCUUCUUGCGCAUGCGCACUGGACGGCACAGCAGCGCAAGAUGUCGAAGUCUAUAGGCAAUGUAGCAGAUCCAUUCGACGCCAUGGACACAUGGGGUGUUGAUGCUGUGCGAUUUUACAUGGCACGCGUCGGUGGUCGUUUCAGAGACGAUGUUGACUGGUCCCCUGAACAACUCGAGAAGCAUGCGGACGAAAUCCGUAGUUUGCUCGGCAACUUCUUCUUGCGUAUCACGUCUAGGACAAUCCGGAAACGUGUAGCGUCUGCGCCUCAAUUCACGUUCGUUCAGCUCCUUGAUCAGUCCCUCGAUGGCCCCAACGGAAGAGUCGAGCAAUGUAUGGAGAAGUUUGAGGUGGGAGAUGCGCUCGAUGCAAUCAUCCUUGUCCUCAGGGAGGUACGCAGCUUGUUCAUUUCGUGUUCGACCCUCCUGACGAGAUUCAAAGGCGAACGGUGCAUUAACACACACUGCGCCCUGGUCGACGCAAAAUCCCUCCUGAUGCUGCGCGAGUUUCUACGGGUCACUGGUAUAUGCUUACAACCCUUCAUUCCUGAGGCUGCACAUAAUCUGUUGGAUGCAUUGGGUGUUCCGAAGGCAGAACGGAGCAUGGAUUUUACAGCUGUGGGUAAGGGCAAUGUUGGAGAAGUGAAGGGAGUUAAGCUGUUUGAGGGCAGGAGAGAGAUAGCCAGCGGGAGUCAAUAGUUGUCUGCUGUGUAAAGCCAGGAUUACGGAGCAGACUACUAGGUUCGUCUGCAUGAGUGUGCACACGUGCAUACUCGAUACCACCACGCGCCAUCUACGACUCCUGUUGUACAGCCCACACAUGUGUUACAACAGGUUACACGCCGCUGGCAUCGGUGACACAAUCAAAAUAACAUAAUCACAUUCUGGAUCAUGACUCCGCUACGUAAUGAAGUAGAAUAGGCCCGUAUAAGUACUACGGCUGUGUUUACACAGUGGGGGGCGGUGGCGGUGGUGGUGGCGGCGGGCAGCAAUAAUUCUCCAGGGGAUCGCAAUGUUGAUCUUCAGGACAGAGAAUCAAGCAAGGCGAAU
This is a messenger RNA of Suillus subaureus, 2061 nucleotides long. RefSeq names its product tRNA synthetases class I (M)-domain-containing protein. Bases 37 to 1710 code for a protein of 557 amino acids. Gene Ontology annotation, molecular function: ATP binding; methionine-tRNA ligase activity. The transcript is spliced from 9 exons. Gene Ontology annotation, biological process: methionyl-tRNA aminoacylation. The record is from RefSeq and is a predicted model, not a curated record. NCBI's taxonomy places the organism in Eukaryota, Fungi, Basidiomycota, Agaricomycetes, Boletales, Suillaceae.